AUGGGGAACGCCGAGAGCCAGAGCCAUGCCUUCUGCCGCAGCUCCGAGGGCGGAUACCUGUCCCGCAAACACACCUCGCGCUCCCUCCGCGUCCCGCCAGGCCACAAGCCGCCCCCAGGGCAGGUGCGGCUACACAACUCCUCCACCUCCUCCGGGAAGAUGGAGCACCGUAACUCCUCCACCAGCACCCGCUCCAGCAGCACCCCCAGCCUCCCCCAGUCCCUGGCCGAGCACGGACUGGAGGCCUUCGACGAGACCAGUCUGCUGCCCGACUUCGGGAGUCCGGUCUGGGUGGACCGCCUGGCCAUGAACCUGCGGCCCCUGUCCUGCCUUGACUCAGAGAAGACACACGAGACCACGGCGGGGACCACGGCUAUGGCGGGUGAUCGGGAGGAGGAGGUUUACCUGAACGAGGUGAAGUGUUUGCGCAGAGCCAAAGAAGCAGCCAGCGCCAAGAAGAGACGCUCCAAGUCUGCGGACAUGUGGCGCCAGGACAGUCUGGAGCUGUCUCUGUCCGACCUGAGCCAGGAGCAGCUGCCGGACCAUGACUACCCCCUACACAGCCACGGCAGCCACGACACGAGCGCCCUGACCAGUCCAGAGUCAGCCGACUGUAGAGCUAACUCUCUGGACGAGCUCUACGCCCAGAGGAGCUGGCUCCAGACGGGGAAGAGGCGUGGAACAGGGAGAUACAGGGGAGACACGGGAGAUGGGGGAGACGAGAGGGACGGGGGAGACGAGAGAGACGGUGGAGAAGAGAAGAUGCUGUCCCCGUCAGAGGAGCAGGGCGGCGGGUACAGCGCCUACACUCUACCCUGCAGGAGGUCCCACUGUCUCUCAGAGGGACGCAGGCAGAGGCAGCUGUCCAUGUGUGCCAGCCGCAGAGCACAGACCAUCCAGAGCAGUGCAGUGAUUGGUCACGUGUUCGGACACUGGGAGGCCCCCGGCCCGGCCCCCUCACAUCUCCACGGAGCCCUGAGCCGUGCGGGGCCCUCAGUGGGACAGGCAGAGCUGGGAGGUCUGAUGGCCUCAGUGAGGGUCCUACCUGGGGGAGUUUAUGGCUGA
Messenger RNA from Knipowitschia caucasica, 1065 nucleotides. Lineage: Eukaryota; Metazoa; Chordata; Actinopteri; Gobiiformes; Gobiidae. The record is from the annotation of a GenBank genome assembly.